Molecule: messenger RNA, 243 nt
Organism: Ostertagia ostertagi
Lineage: Eukaryota; Metazoa; Nematoda; Chromadorea; Rhabditida; Trichostrongylidae
Source: the annotation of a GenBank genome assembly
UACGGUAAUGUGGCGCCCAGGUCGUUCGGUGGGCGUCUUUUUGUGAUCGGCUACGGCCUAAUCGGCAUUCCUUUCACUUUGUUGGCGAUUGCUGAUCUCGGAAAGUUCCUCUCCGAGAAUGAUGUCCAAAUGGUCAAAGGCAACUGUGAAGUUGAAAAACCUCCACCCUUCGAUCCGGACCCGGACAUCCGAGCAGACUUUGUGGAUGACGCGAUUCAAGGUCUGUCGUCUGAUCUAGACCUU